GAGGAGCCUAUUUCAUUGAUGAAGAAGAAGCAGAGGAAGAGAGCAGGUGGCCAUCUCUCUCUUAAAGCCAUCUCUCUCCAACUCCCUUUCUUCCUUCUACACCACCUCAAACAUACAUAUAAUAUAUGUAUGUAUAUCUAUUAUCCGAUACCAUCAUCAAUAUAUUGGAUACAAAUUUCCAGUUUUCUCCAAAACCCAAUUUUGUUUUUGAUGAUUUAUAAUUUUGUAAACAAAAAGAUUGAAUUUUGACAAACACCCAAAUAGAAUCUUGUCUUAAAAAUGACAAAUUUCAAGGGAAAGAAUACUAACAAGCCAAGAUUAACACUAAAAACUCUACCUUUUUUCUUAUCUUCAUCAAAUUCAAAUGACCUUCAAAACAAGUCACAAAAAAGACUAUUUGGAGAUCAAAAUGGUGUUGUUGGACUGGGAAUUGUGGUGGCUUUGAAUCAAGAAUCACAACAUGCUCAUAACAGUACUAAUAAUAUUAGUGCUCAAAAUCCUGUUUUUUCAGUUUCACCAAGAUCCAAUCCAAUCCCAAUAUUCAGUACUAAAAGGCCAAUUGUUAAAAAUGAUGUUGAAAUUGAGUUGUUGGAAGAGUAUACAUGUGUUAUAUCACAUGUUGGGAAUAAUUUGAUUAAAAAAAGAGAAUAUUUUGAUGAUGGGCUCAAGAAGAAAAGUGGUGCUAGUUAUUGGGUUAGUAGUACUUAUAAUAAUAACAAAAACAAUAAUAAUCAUAUUAGUGGUGGUGGUGGUGGUUUGUUUUGUGGACCAUCUCCACCAAUGGUUAGUAGUGUUGGGAUGGUGUUUGAUGAUGUGGAUUUCUUGAGUUGUUGUUACCUCUGCAAGAAAAAGCUUCUUGGAUUGGAUAUUUUCAUGUACAGAGGUGAGAAAGCUUUUUGUAGUGAAGAAUGCCGGUACAAGCAGAUCUCCGCUGAUGAACACAAAGAAAAUUAUGCAUCAGGGGUGAGGAAACAGCCCGAAUACGUCGAGCCUCUAUGCUCCAGUCCUAUGCAGUUUCCUGCCGGGAUGGCUGUAGCAUGAAGUUUUUCACUACAUAAUACUCACGUAUCUUAUAUAUUUAUAUAGUAUAUAUAUACAUAUAUUAUAUAUAGUAUACAUAGAUAUAAAUAAUGGAAAUUUUGGUUCAAAAAAUGAACCCUGAAUAAGUUUAUAUAUGUUUCGGCGGCAAAGAAAACAAUGAAGACUGGUUGUGGGUGAAAGAGGGGCUUUAGGGGUAGUACUUGUUUUUAGCUUUGCAGUUUUGUCAUCUGGUUGUUCAUAGAUUGUAAUGAAUGUUUCAAGAUUUUGAUGUAUCGGAUACAACCAGUCAUGCAUGAUGUACAAUCUUUUGAUGCAUGAGUUAUUGUCACUUGUUGCAAACUAAAGUUGUGUAGCAACUUGUUUUUGUUGAUGAUCAUGCAUCACAAUGGAAAGUUGUAUUGAUGGACACAUUUGUGGUCAUUCACUGGAGAUUAUGAAUGUACUUUGAUGAACAAUUUCGGAA
Molecule: messenger RNA, 1504 nt
Organism: Erigeron canadensis
Lineage: Eukaryota; Viridiplantae; Streptophyta; Magnoliopsida; Asterales; Asteraceae
Product: FCS-Like Zinc finger 14-like
Exons: 2
Coding region: 280-1041 (253 amino acids)
Source: RefSeq, a predicted model, not a curated record